GUUUUAGCCUCCUCUCUGAUCCACACUCAGCUCAGCUUCCGCAAGCCAGCGUCUCAGGAAACCUGUGCAGCUACCAUGGACAACGUGGCGAUAUUUGACUCACCUGGAAAGGGGCGGGGCCUGAAGACGACCAAGGAGUUUUGGGCCGGAGAUGUAAUUUUUUCGGAACCCAGCGUUGCAGCUGUUGUGUUUGACAGUUUAUCCGAGCGUAUUUGCCACAGCUGCUUCCGCAGACAAGACAAGCUCCAAAGGUGUGGCCAGUGCAAAUUUGCUCACUAUUGUGACCGAACCUGCCAAAGAGCUGGCUGGGCUGAGCACAAGCAAGAAUGCGGUGCCACCAAGGCGUUUGGCAAGGCACCAAAUGAAAACAUCCGUUUGGUGGCCCGCAUCCUGUGGCGACUCGACAAGGAAGGCAGUGUGGUGUCUAACAUGCAGCUGACGACACUGGAGGAGCUGGAGGAUCAUGUUGCUGACAUGGAAGAGGAGGAGUUGAAGGAGUUCAAAGUGGACAUCCACAACUUCCUUGACUACUGGCCCCGAAGCAGCAAACAACACACAGUUGACGAAAUCUCACAUUUAUUUGGAGUGGUCAAUUGCAAUGGAUUUACAGUGAGUGACCAGAGAGGCCUUCAGGCAGUAGGAGUCGGCCUUUUCCCAAAUUUGUGUCUUGUGAAUCACGACUGCUGGCCAAACUGCACUGUAAUCCUCAAUCAUGGCAAUCGAUCAGCUGUGAAUACUAUAUUUCAUUCUCAACAGAGGAUUGAGCUGCGUUCUUUGGGUAAGAUCGCAGAGGGCGAGGAGUUGACAGUCUCAUAUGUGGACUACUUGAAUUUGUCCGAGGAGCGAAAACGACUGCUGAAAACACAGUAUUUCUUCGACUGCACAUGUGAGCACUGCAAGAACCACAUCAAAGACGACUUGAAGAUGGGGGGAAGGGAAGUGGAAGGAGUCAAGCCUUCAGAGGAGCAAGUAAAAGAGGCAACAGACUACUGCUAUGAAAUGCUGGAGAAGAUAGAAAAGGCUCGGUUAAAUGGUGACUAUCAUGAGGUAGUAAAGAUCUGCAAGGAUUGCAUAGAUAAGACGGAGCCAGUUCUGGCUGACACUCACAUCUACCUGUUGAGGGUGUGGAGCACGUACAGUGAGGUGCAAGCUUACCUGCAGUACUUUGAAGAGGCCGCAGAUUAUGCCCGUAAAAUGGUGGAAGGAUACAUAAAGCUGUACCACCCAAACAAUGCCGCUCUCGGUAUGGCUGCCAUGCGUGCAGGAGUGAACCACUGGCAAGCUGGGCUGAUAGAAAUCGGACACGGGAUGGUCUGCAAGGCCUAUGCCAUUCUCAUGGUCACCCAUGGCCCUACACAUCCCAUCACCAAGGACCUGGAGUCGAUGCGAAUCCAGACAGAGAUGGAGCUGAGGAUGUUCAAGGAGAACGAAUAUGUUUACCACAGUAUGAGAGAGGCAGCGCUGAAGAACAAACCCAUGACCAUGUUGCAUGAGCCCAAGUCAGUGGAAGAGGGAAUCAAGAAUCUCUUCCACCGGAGGAAGUAAUCAACGGAUGUCAGUCAAUAAAUCCAUCUCAUUUACUGUUUUGAAUGAUGGUGAGAGAGUCUUUACAAUUAGUCACAUGAUUUUUCACUGUCCUCUUUUUUUAGUUACACUUUACAUUUUAAAAAAAGCCGGUUUUGCAGACUCCAAACACAGCAGAACUACAGAAAUUCAUGAUAAUGUUGUAGAAUAAAAAACAUUAUCCACAA
Messenger RNA from Solea senegalensis (Senegalese sole), 1751 nucleotides. RefSeq names its product SET and MYND domain containing 1b (gene smyd1b). NCBI's taxonomy places the organism in Eukaryota, Metazoa, Chordata, Actinopteri, Pleuronectiformes, Soleidae. Gene Ontology annotation, molecular function: histone H3K4 methyltransferase activity; protein binding. The record is from RefSeq and is a predicted model, not a curated record. The transcript is spliced from 10 exons. Gene Ontology annotation, cellular component: nucleus. Bases 76 to 1545 code for a protein of 489 amino acids.